UGCAAUACAAUGCACAAUUAUUGCAAAAAACAAAUUACACAUUUUAAUAAUGGCACGCUCUGAAGCCUUAACUAUUAAAAUUAUAUUAUGGGCUUUGUUCCUACAAACUUUAGGAGCUACGCAAAAUAAGACCUUUAAAGCCAUAGGAUUUCUACGCUCUCCUCUAGCAGGUCGUAAUUUGUAUGAACAAUACACUUUGGGACAAUCAGAAAAUGGAGCCAAAAUUAUUUACACUUAUCAAUACACCCAAACAUUUGAUGAACAACAACCGGAAAUUUCAUUAGAUUUCAACUAUCCCGAAAAGGCGGGGGAAAAUGAUAAUGAAGCAGAAAUUGAUAGUUUAUUAACAAUUACCCAAAUUCAAUUGUAUGUUAAUGCUGAAGAUGGUGCUACCACUCAGGCCUAUGUUACUGCUGGUGGUAUUGGAGAGAAUAAUAUUUCUUUGCAAAUUGUUGCCAAUAAUUCCAAUUUGUUAAAUUACAUGUUGGUUAUCUAUGGCACAACAGAAUGAUCUUUGAAAGAUAAACGAAAUGAAAAUAAAAAAAAUAAUGAUUAUUGUUAAGAUAACCAUGAAUGAAGGUACACGUACAUAUUAAUAUGUUAAAAUGUGUGAAGUAAAAUCAAAGCAAAAAUAAAAAUAUAUAGGUCCCAGCUAGUUUUUAA
This is a messenger RNA of Lucilia sericata (common green bottle fly), 663 nucleotides long. RefSeq lists its product as uncharacterized. Lineage: Eukaryota; Metazoa; Arthropoda; Insecta; Diptera; Calliphoridae. The record is from RefSeq and is a predicted model, not a curated record. Bases 50 to 511 code for a protein of 153 amino acids. The transcript is spliced from 2 exons.